GGCGGAAGGGCCACAGCCCUAAUCGUUAAGGCGGUGCUGGCCCGUGCAGUCUCAAUGCCAAGACUUCCCUCCACCUAGAAAAUUUCCACCGCUGGCAGCUAUCGCGACUCUUUGCACCACCGAGCGAGCAACUUCAAUUAAGUCGGCUAAUCAACCCAACCAACCGUCAAAAUGCCUGGAGGUGUCACUGUUCGGGACGUCGAGCCCCACAAGUUCGUCAACGCCUAUGCUGCUUUCUUGAAGCGCCAGGGCAAGCUGCCCGUUCCCGGUUGGGUUGACACCGUCAAGACCGGCCCCGCCAAGGAGAUGCCCCCCCAGGACAUCGACUGGUUCUACGUCCGCGCCGCCUCCGUUGCCCGCCACGUCUACCUCCGCAAGACCGUUGGUGUUGGCCGUCUCCGCCGCGUCCACGGCACUGCCAAGAACCGUGGCAGCCGUCCCUCCCACCACGUCGAGGCCUCUGGCUCCGUUGACCGCAAGGUCCUCCAGGCCCUCGAGAAGAUCGGUGUCCUCGAGCACGAUGAGGAGAAGGGUGGCCGCCGCAUCACCCAGCAGGGCCAGCGUGAUCUGGACCGUAUCGCCCAGACCGUCAUUGAGGCCGAUGAGGAGGAUGACGAGUAAAUUCGUCACUAGAUAUCAUGAAUAAUAUCUAAAUCUUCCCCUUUCACGAAUACGAUACCCG
Messenger RNA from Neurospora tetraspora, 682 nucleotides. Its product is annotated as 40S ribosomal protein S19. The transcript has 4 exons. NCBI's taxonomy places the organism in Eukaryota, Fungi, Ascomycota, Sordariomycetes, Sordariales, Sordariaceae. Gene Ontology annotation, cellular component: ribosome; cytosolic small ribosomal subunit. Gene Ontology annotation, molecular function: RNA binding; structural constituent of ribosome. The record is from RefSeq and is a predicted model, not a curated record. The coding region runs from base 172 to 621 and encodes 149 amino acids. Gene Ontology annotation, biological process: ribosomal small subunit assembly; translation.